Molecule: messenger RNA, 2952 nt
Organism: Bombina bombina (fire-bellied toad)
Lineage: Eukaryota; Metazoa; Chordata; Amphibia; Anura; Bombinatoridae
Gene: SAPCD1
Product: suppressor APC domain containing 1
Exons: 5
Coding region: 2037-2552 (171 amino acids)
Source: RefSeq, a predicted model, not a curated record
GUGUCAGCGCAUACCUUCUCUAUUCACACUGGAUUCUUGUUUGGGAACAACAAGCGGACAAGUCUGUGCGGCUGUUAGCAGAGCCUGAGAGGGAAAAACUCAACCAGAGAGAGAUUCAGACACAGGAGAAUAAUCAGAAAAUACACAAGGAAUCAGAAAGGGUGAGAUAUUAAGGAGACCCAAAAGGAGGGCAUUAGAGGGAUCAGUGGUAAUCAGAUAGUUAAAAGUGUAGAAGGGGCUAGAAUCAAGGUGGGGGGCGAAGCGAUUAGACAGAAGAGGAAAAAGGGAGGGAAUGAGAGAAGGUGACAGAGGAUUAUAGCCUAACCUUAUACAGAGGAUGGUAAAGACAGGGAAAUACUUAAAAAAGAAUCCAGAGAAAGAAUUUAAAACAACAGAGUGCGGGAUGAGGUGACAAAAUGAUUUAGGGAGAAAGCAGAAUAUUUAGGACCAGAAUCUGAGAAAGAUUAAAGAGAGGCAGUUAGUUGGGGAAGUUAAAAAUAGUAAAAUAAACAAGGUGAAACAAGAUACAGGAACAACAAAGUUGAGAGAUAAAAUAAGAUAUUUUUUGGAGGGAUGUAGUGAGUGAGAUAGGUAAACAAAUAUAUUCACAAUAGUUAAUAUACACAGUUAUACAAACUAAUAUACUUACACUGGUUUAUAUACACAGUUACACAAACAAAUAUACUCACACUAGUUGAUAUACACAGUUACACAAACAAAUAUACUCACACUAGUUUAUAUACACAGUUACACUAGUUUAUAUACACAGUUACACAAACAAAUAUACUCACACUGGUUUAUAUACACAGUUACACAAACAAAUAUACUCACACUGGUUUAUAUACACAGUUACACAAACAAAUAUACUCACACUAGUUUAUAUACACAGUUACACAAACAAAUAUAUGCACACUAGUUUAUAUACACAGUUACACAAACAAAAAUACUCACACUGGUUUAUAUACACAGUUACACAAACAAAUAUACUCACACUAGUUUAUAUACACAGUUACACAAACAAAUAUACUCACACUGGUUUAUAUACACAUUUACACAAACAAAUAUACUCACACUAGUUUAUAUACACAGUUACACAAACAAAUAUACUCACACUGGUUUAUAUACACAGUUACACAAACAAAUAUACUCACAUUGGUUUAUAUACACAGUUACACACACAAAUAUACUCACACUAGUUUAUAUACACAGUUACACAAACAAAUAUACUCACGCUAGUUUAUAUACACAGUUACACAAACAAAUAUACUUACACUAGUUUAUAUACACAGUUACACAAACAAAUAUAAUCACACUGGUUUAUAAACACAGUUACACAAACAAAAAUACUCACACUGGUUUAUAUACACAGUUACACACACAAAUAUACUCACACUAGUUUAUAUACACAGUUACACAAACAAAUAUACUCACGCUAGUUUAUAUACACAGUUACACAAACAAAUAUACUCACGCUAGUUUAUAUACACAGUUACACAAACAAAUAUACUCACACUGGUUUAUAUACACAGUUACACAAACAAAUAUACUCACACUAGUUUAUAUACACAGUUACACAAACAUACUCACACUAGUUUAUAUACACAGUUACACAAACAAAUAUACUCACACUGGUUUAUAUACACAGUUGCACAAAUAUACUCACACUGGUUUAUAUACACAGUUACACAAACAUACUCACACUGGUUUAUAUACACAGUUACACAAACAUCUUGUUAAAUCAUCAGUAAACAGCUCACACACAUAAAAUUAUAUGCAUAAAACAUAUAGUCAUAUAACAAUUAAAUACACCUCACACACACCCGGCUGUACACUAUGAGAAUGCACAUAUAAAUAUAUUGUUAUGUAAAAGACACUGUAGUCAUCUAUAUAUAAUUAUAUGUCAUACGCUGGUAUACAUGCUUAUAUACAAUCAUAUAUAGAAUAGCACACGUACAGUGAUAUGCAUUGAUAUGCUAGGGCCCAGGUGUAGCUCACAAAUACAGUGAUAAAUCAGCAAAUCUACACAAGCUGCACACAUGGUCCUUAUGGCUGUACCAGCUGCCUAUACCAUCAUCAUUGUGCCGCUUUACAGCAGCAGAGAGGCCCUGACCUUCUACAUGUGGCUGCGUCGCAUGAAGGAGUUGGAGCAGGAGCGGGAUGCGUUGUUAGAUGGGGUGCAGCUGGUGGACAGAGCACAGGAAUGGUAUAAGGAGAGGUUACAUGAGGCGGAGAAGCAGAGAGAGCUACGGUGUUCUAAGGACCCACCUCUGGUUCCACCGCCACCUCUUCUUGGCACGUCACUAAUGGUUCAAAUCCAAGAAGUGAAUAGAUUCUUGAGUGACCUAAUUUCCCCAUCAGAAAAGGGUGUCCGGAGACAACCGAGCUUCAACUCUAGGCAUUCUGACAUCUUGACCUCUCUUAAACACCAGAACAAGCAGCUCACAAGGGAGCUCUCUGCGCAGAAUGAGCGCAUCUGGAAGCUGCAAAGAGAAAACGAGGCUUUAUACAGAGAGCUGCAGGAGCGCCAGAUACACCGCGCUACCUUCAUAUAAGAAGGCUACAGAGCGUCACUCCGGCUACUAACAAAAUCCACAAACUACCAAACAGAACAAUCGCUUUUUGAAAGAGUGAAAUAUCCCUCUGGUUUACACAAUAAAACACUUUAUUUAGGACCAAGCUGGGGAUUACUGCAGAAUAAUGUCACACCCUCUCCAUUUGAUCAGACAAAAAAUGCACAGGACUAUAUUUAUAAUGACCUUGAAUAAGGAUAUUGGAUGAUAAUAUUUUUUUUGGUUGUAAUUAUACAGCUGUAUAUUUGCUUUUGGUGCUGUACUUUAUUUAUUGGUUCGACUUGUAUCUAUUGUAAGCAAAGCUCCUUAUUAGCGCAUUAUCUGACCUUUGUGUGUAAAAGCCGCCACCCUUAUUACUUAAUAAAUGUUUAUUUAAGACACA